Molecule: messenger RNA, 249 nt
Organism: Strongylus vulgaris
Lineage: Eukaryota; Metazoa; Nematoda; Chromadorea; Rhabditida; Strongylidae
Source: the annotation of a GenBank genome assembly
AUGAACUUUAUGCUCGGCUUCUUUGUCACCGUGGUGGUGAAUCGCUGGACGACUCAAUUUGCCAAUUUGGGCAUGAUAGACAACAUCGCCCUCUUCACAUCGCAACUAGUUAAAGGAAAUGAUGAUCGAGGCAAAAAUCUUCGCAGAAACAUCGUCAGAUAUUGCGUCGUGUCACAAUGUCUUGUAUUUCGUGAUAUUCACCUCGGAGUUAGACGACGAUUUCCUACUUUAGAGACAAUGGUAGCUGCA